AUGGCUGCCAAACGAGCUGUACUCACCGACAAGGCGCCCGCGCCACUGCCAGUGCUCUCACAGGCCAUCAUCCACAAUGGCAUCGUGUACUGCUCCGGCCAGGUUGGCACUGAUCCAGUUACCCGCGAACUGGUCGAGGGGACAGUCAAGGACCGCACUGCACAGAUCUUCCGCAACAUCACUGCGGUGCUAGAGGCUGCAGGAUCUAGCCUUGAGAAGCUGCUCAAGGUCAAUGUAUUCCUUGCCAACAUGGACGACUUUGCAGCCGUCAACGAGGUCUACGCUCAGUAUCUUAGCUUCGAGCCCAAGCCGGUACGACACUGCAUAUCCUCCUGCACUUCCGCUCACCCACUGCUGCUUAUUGGCGGGCGUUAA
This is a messenger RNA of Arthroderma uncinatum, 375 nucleotides long. RefSeq lists its product as uncharacterized. Bases 1 to 375 code for a protein of 124 amino acids. Gene Ontology annotation, molecular function: deaminase activity. The transcript is spliced from 2 exons. The record is from RefSeq and is a predicted model, not a curated record. Gene Ontology annotation, cellular component: cytosol; mitochondrion. NCBI's taxonomy places the organism in Eukaryota, Fungi, Ascomycota, Eurotiomycetes, Onygenales, Arthrodermataceae.